AUGCGUCUCGUCUUCACGGUGGACAAAUCCAAGGCGGAAUGGUACGUUUACAAGAAGGGUCUUGGAAAAGUAAUAGAAUGGAGGGAGACUGCUGUUGAGGAGACACAAAAAACGGAGAAAGAGAUUGCCGCCAUUCAACUCAAUUUUAGUCCCGAUUUUUCCAAGUACAACGACGCCCACAUUCGGCGCAACUUGGAUUACUUCCGCCGGGCGAAGGAGAAUCAGUGCGUUGUCUGUGGAGAGACAAAGGAACUGGUGCGGUUUGCUGUUGUGCCUUUGGCCUACAGGAAAUAUUUUCCCAGUGUUUACAUGAGUCACAAUAGCUACGAUCUCUUGCUUUUGUGUACCGUGUGCUUUGCUAGGGCCCGACGACUGUACGACGAGGAGCGGCGGCGCGUUGCGGUGGAUUUUGGUGUACCUCUGGGUCACCUCACACCAAAGGAAUCCGAAUUGCGCCGCGCACAGCUGCAGCAACAAAUGCCCACUAAUAUUAGCAACGAUGGCAGUGCCGUUGAGAAUAUUGCUAGAAGUCGUAGCAACAGCAGCAGCAGCAGCAGAAGCAACAACGACACGGCAACCAGUGACAGGAAGUACCUACUCUCACCUGCCCAGAAGAUGCGCAUCAUGCAGGAAUACCUUGAAAUCGAGAAGCACCGGGAAGUGCUUCUCAAUAUUUUUAAAUAUGCCAAGGCAUUGCGUGUUGCCUACGAGGAAACAACUGUUGCAGCGGGUUGUAUUGAGGAGGACGAGGGGGUAAAUCAGACAGCGGCGGUCAAAGAAAAGCCGGCGAAGCCGUCAGUGAUGCCGCCAGGACGUGCAAGGCAGUUAGCGACGUACAUGCGUCUGCACGCCCAACGGUACCCUUUUGCGAAGUGUGCAUCGGAGCGGAUGGCGCUCUUCACUGCUGAUGCAGCGUCGAAAGAGUCAGUCCGAUGCAUCCUCGAGGAGGGCAUAUCGCCCCGCGUCGUGUUGACGCGCUUCUGGCUGCGUGAGCACCCAAAACUACGCGAGAUGUUCAGCUGUACGACACGUCGCAGCGAAAGGCACGAAGAUGGGGGAUCGCCAGGACCGCAGGAGAAUGGGGAGAGAUUGGAAGAAAACCUUUUUGUGGACAGCCACGGCUUUCUUAUUGUUCAGGCACUUCUUGAGAAGUACGAUACGGACGCCUGCAAAUGCCGGGACCACGCCAUUGGAGAGUUUAUCUACCGGUGGCGUACCGCCUUUCUGCAGGGGAUGCGACCAAGGCACCUGCCAAGCGGUUGGUCUGCCGAGGACGGGAUUCUGCUUUAG
Trypanosoma cruzi is the source of this 1290-nucleotide messenger RNA. RefSeq lists its product as uncharacterized. The transcript has a single exon. The coding region runs from base 1 to 1290 and encodes 429 amino acids. Lineage: Eukaryota; Euglenozoa; Kinetoplastea; Trypanosomatida; Trypanosomatidae. The record is from RefSeq and is a predicted model, not a curated record.